AUGGCCUGCUCCGACCUCUGCCGCCCCUGCGGACCCACCCCGCUGGCUAACAGCUGCAACGAGCCCUGUGUCAGGCAGUGCGAGGACUCCCGCGUCGUCAUCCAGCCUUCCACCGUGGUGGUCACCCUGCCAGGACCCAUCCUCAGCUCCUUCCCCCAGAGCACCGCCGUCGGAUCCUCCUCAUCGGCUGCCGUGGGCAACGUCCUCAGCUCCCAGGGAGUGCCCGUCUCCUCCGGAGGCUUCGGCUUCGGCUACGGCUACGGCUUGGGCGGCCUGGGCUGCUUCGGCGCCAGAAGGGGCUGCUACCCCUGCUAAGGUGCAUUGUCACAUGAGCUUGAUGUCAACGGCUCCUCCUCUCUAAGCACCAAACAUGGAAGCAGUGAAGGGGCAGCCCAGGUUUCCUGGAAACAUUGCCCAAGUACCUCCUCUUUU
Molecule: messenger RNA, 432 nt
Organism: Tyto alba (common barn owl)
Lineage: Eukaryota; Metazoa; Chordata; Aves; Strigiformes; Tytonidae
Product: feather keratin-like
Exons: 1
Coding region: 1-315 (104 amino acids)
Cellular component (GO): intermediate filament
Molecular function (GO): structural constituent of cytoskeleton
Source: RefSeq, a predicted model, not a curated record